AUGGUGACGGUGCCGUGUUUGUUGUUUGUCCAGAGUUGGCUCAUGGCGUGCGUGGUUCACUUGGGCGUGGCCGUCAUUAUAGUGCUGCGGGCGCUGCUCGGCGACGCGGAAGAUGCUGCCGACACCAUCUUUCAGCAUUCGGGCACACUUAUCGGAGCCGAGUUCAUCAUGGCUGCUUGUGUAGGCAUCCUGGUCCGCUUCGUCUACAAUUCCUUCGAACAAAGAGUCGCAGCGCGACUGCGUGAAAACCACGUCUCCUCCCAACUGGAUGCUGCCUCUGGCUUGCUGCAGCUGACCUGCGAGGCGGUGAUGGAGCUGGACGAUGACUUUAGGCUCACAGAGCAUUGCCCCAAACUAGCCGCCAUGCUCUUGCGAGGCGGCUCUUCCACACAAGGCUUGCGGUUCUGCGAAUUCGUUGCAAGAGAUGAAGCAGCGAGAGCAGAAGAGAUUCUUCGGAAGGACUCUGGUUCCCACGACUCCAGCUCCGUUGCCAAGGCGUUUCACACACAUUUGGUAGACAGUUGUGCCAGCAAGUUUCGCACUGAGGUUUUUCAAGUCAAGUACCAACUUCCAAGUGGGCAGAGCCGCCAUCUCAUUGGCCUGCGUGACUUCACAGAUUUGCAAUCGCUGGCUGGAAACAAGGCAGCUGAUGCGAUUCAUGACACGGAUGACAGAGAGCAGCUUGAACUCUACGACGGUCUCAGCAGCUUGCGUGGGCAUUCCGAAUCUGCACCUGAGGUCAGUAUCCAUCCGCAAGCAAGCAACCCUUCUGAGGAUUCCAACAUGGAGUCCGGGAGACAUGGUGGCCGUAGGAUUGUGGAGCAAGCGGUUGCGCUGCGGAGCAGGAAUAUUUUCCUGGAUUUGGAUGUUCAAGCCAUGCAGGUAUGUGCUGCUUCCGCCCCUUUGACGUCUUUGAUUGGGCGUGGCCUAUCAGAAGUCUUUGUGAACUACACGCUGGAGCUAUGCACGAGACUAUGGCGCCAGGCAACGCAGAGCCCUGACCUGCCAGACAACGUGGUCAGCUUCGAGCGGAUGCCGCUCUUUUGCGUGCCCCGUACAAUCGAAAUCUCGGGACUCAUGCAAUUGUCCAGGACGAGCCUCGGGGACCUGCACGUGAUUUUGAACUUCAGGCAGAACGCCCAGCGCCCCCAGCACGGUUCGCGCGAUCAGCGGCAUCAGCGCACCGGAGCGGCGUGCGGAAGGUGGGAAGUUGCCGGACGACCCCACCCAAAUUUCCGCCUACAUUCCAGUCGACCAGAUCCACGUCAAUUCGCUAUCAGGAGCCCAAUGGGUAGUUGCUGCCUCAUGUUGGAACGUGUGGACCUGGCCGUCGUAGCUGCUUGCGCGCUGCUGCAACUCAUGUGUGCCAUCAAGUUCUGUCACAAAGCUUGGCCUUGGCGCUGGCGCAUCGCAAAGGCAGUUUGUGAGGUGCCGGGAUUCGCCAGAGGCGUCGUGAGUCAAUUUGUCCGAAAGCCCAGCGAUUCAGAGCGGGUCCUUCGCAAGCAGGUCUCCCAGUUGCAGUUGGAGUUUGCGCAGUCGUACUUCUCGGUGGCAGCAUGUACGUUGUGCCUUUCUCUCUCGGUUUUGCAGAGGAACGUCCUUACUGGCCAGCCUCCGCUCCUAUCACCCUUGGCUAUUUGGAAUGGGUUGCUGUUCAACUUUUUGCUUGCUGCAACUUGGCUGCCCUGCAUGGUGACGGUGCGCUCGCUGAACCUCUGGUACCUCAUUUCCCACGCCUAUGUGGCUGUCUGGCUUAGCCCCAGCGGAGUGGGGGCAACCCACGCCUUGGCUGCGCGGCUUUUCUGCCUGGUGACAAUACAGGUGCCGUGCUUGUUGUUUGUCCAGAGUUGGCUCAUGGCGUGCGUAGUUCACUUGGGCGUGGCCGUUAUUGUGGUGCUGCGGGCACUGCUCGCCGACGUGGAAGAUGCUGCCGACACCAUCUUCCAGCAUUCGGGCACCCUCAUCGGAGCCGAGUUCGUGAUGGUUGCUUGUGUAGGCAUCCUGGUCCGCUUCGUCUACAAUUCCUUCGAACAAAGAGUCGCAGCGCGACUUCGUGAAAACCACGUCUCCUCCCAACUGGAUGCUGCCACUGGCUUGCUGCAGCUGACCUGCGAGGCAGUGAUGGAGCUUGACGAUGACUUCAGGCUCACAGAGCAUUGCCCCAAGUUAGCUGCCAUGCUCCUGCGAGGCGGCUCUUCCACACAAGGCUUGCGGUUCUCUGAAUUCGUUGCAAGAGAUGAAGCCGCGAGAGCAGAAGAGAUUCUUCGGAAGGACUCUGGUUCCCACGAGUCCGGCUCCGUUGCCAAGGCGUUUCACACACAUUUGGUGGACAGUUGUGCCAGCAAGUUUCGCACUGAGGUUUUUCAAGUCAAGUACCAGCUUCCAAGUGGGCAGAGCCGCCAUCUCAUUGGCCUGCGUGACUUCACAGAUUUGCAGUCGCUGGCUGGAAACAAGGCAUCUGAUGCGAUUCACGACACGGAUGACAGAGAGCAGCUUGAACUCUACGACGGUCUCAGCAGUUUACGUGGGCAUUCCGAAUCUGCACAUGAGGCCAGUUUCCAUCCGCAAGCAAGCUACCCUUCUGAAGAUUCCAACAUGGACUCCGGGAGCCAUGGUGGCCGUAGGAUUGUGAAGCAAGCGGUUGCGCUGCGGAGCAAGAAUAUUUUCCUGGACUUGGAUGUUCAAGCCAUGCAGGUAUGUGCUGCUUCUGCCCCUUUGACGUCUUUGAUUGGGCGUGGCCUGUCAGAAGUCUUCGUGAACAACUACACGCUGGAGCUAUGCACGAGGCUGUGGCGCCAGGCAAAGCAGAGCCCUGACCUGCCAGACACCAUGGUGAGCUUCGAGCGCAUGCCGCUCUUUUGUGUGCCCCGCACCAUCGACAUUUCGGGGGUCAUGCAAUUGUCCAGGACGAGCCUCGGGGACCUGCACGUGAUUUUGAACUUCAGGCCCUGCGCGCUCGUACAACUUUGA
Effrenium voratum is the source of this 2970-nucleotide messenger RNA. NCBI's taxonomy places the organism in Eukaryota, Dinophyceae, Suessiales, Symbiodiniaceae. The record is from the annotation of a GenBank genome assembly.